This is a messenger RNA of Cryptococcus wingfieldii CBS 7118, 549 nucleotides long. RefSeq lists its product as hypothetical. Lineage: Eukaryota; Fungi; Basidiomycota; Tremellomycetes; Tremellales; Cryptococcaceae. Gene Ontology annotation, molecular function: glutamate-cysteine ligase activity. Gene Ontology annotation, cellular component: glutamate-cysteine ligase complex. The record is from RefSeq and is a predicted model, not a curated record. Gene Ontology annotation, biological process: glutathione biosynthetic process. Bases 1 to 549 code for a protein of 182 amino acids. The transcript is spliced from 3 exons.
AUGGGUCUUCUUGUCGAUGGUAAACCUCUCAGCUGGGAAGCUACCGAGCUUCUCGCAGAGCACAUCUGGAGCCACGGAAUCACGCAGUUCCUCAAGAUCUGGGACAGAACUAAAGGCAGAGUCUGCCACGAGUUCCUCUGGGGUGAUGAGAUUGAGUACAUGGUAGCAGCACUGGAUGAUAAGAACGCCGCUAUCAACAAGUUUGCUUUUCGGAAGGAUAUUUUUCCUCCCAAAGGUUCUCUUGACUCUGAGAGCACAGCCGAUAUACAAGAGAUGAGCUUGGACAAAAUCAUCAAUGGCGAUGGAGGCGCUUUCCCUGGAUUGAUGGGUGCUGUUGAAGGAUACCUCAGAAUUGUUGGUGCAGACGAGGAUGCGAUGGAUGGGAUCAGUAAAUACCUCGAGCUCAUCAAGCUUCGGGCCAAGGGUGGGCUUUGCGAGCGAUUUGCCCACUCCGGCCACUUGGAUCUCAUCACCUCUCGCCCGGCUUACAAGCAAGACUCUAUUGUCAGCGACGAAAUGAACUACCACCUCAUCAAGAACCAUCCAUGA